Molecule: messenger RNA, 1135 nt
Organism: Populus euphratica (Euphrates poplar)
Lineage: Eukaryota; Viridiplantae; Streptophyta; Magnoliopsida; Malpighiales; Salicaceae
Product: NAC domain-containing protein 69-like
Exons: 5
Coding region: 158-904 (248 amino acids)
Biological process (GO): regulation of DNA-templated transcription
Molecular function (GO): DNA binding
Source: RefSeq, a predicted model, not a curated record
CUACUCUACCUUUGGCCUACAUAAAGAAGACGCCCCUUCAUCCCGCAGAACCACAGCUUCUUGUGCACACCACCUGCUUUCUUUCCUGGUUAUUUGCCUCUCCUUAAUUCACUUUCUUGUACAAAAUACGGUUUGCAAACAACCUGAUCAAGCAAGGAUGACAAACAGAGCUAUAUCUUUCCCAUCAUCUCCUGUUGGCUAUGUAUUUCGUCCGACCGAUGAAGAAUUGGUGAAUCAUUACCUGAGGUUAAAAAUGCAUGGCGGCUAUGAACAAGAAGUCAGCAUAAUCGCCGAAGUUAGUGUGUGCGAUUUUGAGCCUUGGGUACUCCCUGGGCUUUCUACAUAUCAGUCAAACGAUCCAGAGUGUUAUUUCUUUUGUCCUCGCAGUUACAAGUACGUAAAUAGUCACCGGGCUAAUAGGACAACUGAAGCUGGAUACUGGAAAGGGACCGGCAAGAAUCGUAGAAUCAUAGCUAAAUCUACCAAAGAGCAUAUUGCUACCAAGAGGACUCUGGUUUUCUACGAGAAUCGUGUUCCUAACGGGGUCAAGACUGAUUGGGUCAUACACGAGUACCAUCCAACUUUCAGCUUCCACAACCAGAGGGACUUCGUUCUCUGCAAAAUGAAGAAACAUCCAGAUGAGAACAUGUCAACAUUUGAAGAAAGUGAAUCAAGAUCCAAUGUUCCUUAUGGUUUUGGAAAUCAAAAUCCAACUGUGCGUGAUUAUCCCCUGAUCUUUGAAGAAGGUGGACAUUCUGCCCAGAUGGCUUCUAAUUUAGCAAACAAUAGGCUAGAGGAAGAGAUCAAUCAACUCCGAACACAACUGGAAUCAUUCCGUGGCUUUGAUGAUGGAGAUUUCGGCCUGAAUACUGCCCUGCAGUUUUCACCUGAGAAUUAUAUGUAAACCCUAUCCUGCAAUGGGUUUUCGAUCUUCCAUGUCUAUCAAACUUUGCUAUAUAUAUGUAUUAAACCUAGCCUGGAAUAACAGAGUUCAUAUGUACCGGGUGAAGUGUGGUUGAUCAUAUGCCAUAAGAACAACUUGCCUCAAGUUGUUCUUUAUGGUGUUUCUCCAUGUUUGUUUUUUCCCAAGAGCAAUUGAAUGCAUUUCAAGUGUGCUCAGCUUUGUUUUUGUUUA